Molecule: messenger RNA, 2982 nt
Organism: Lichtheimia ornata
Lineage: Eukaryota; Fungi; Mucoromycota; Mucoromycetes; Mucorales; Lichtheimiaceae
Exons: 14
Coding region: 1-2982 (993 amino acids)
Biological process (GO): G protein-coupled receptor signaling pathway; gamma-aminobutyric acid signaling pathway
Cellular component (GO): G protein-coupled receptor heterodimeric complex; membrane
Molecular function (GO): G protein-coupled GABA receptor activity
Source: RefSeq, a predicted model, not a curated record
AUGUCGCAAAGCACCAUUACCUAUCCAACGGAAGCGAAUAGCUCAGUCAUUUUCGGCAUUCAAGUGGGGCAAGAUCCUUACAACAUUAUAAGACAAGUGGACAAUGACACCGUGGUCGUGACGCCAAAGAUGAAUACGAGUGGAUUGACAGAGCUUAAGGUUGGUGUUCUGUUGCCAUUCAGUCAAACCGACGAUCCUUUCACUGCGGAAAUUGUCUGGGGAGGAGCAUCCGCUAUUCGAAUGGCCAUCAAUGAUAUCAAUGCAAAGGGCGUGAUUCCUGGUGCCUAUAUCACCUUGAUUCAAAAGGAUUCAUUUCCUGUCAGGUCCGUCAACCAAGAUGCGGUCACCGACGCCGUUUAUGCAUCCGUCACUCUUCUUCAACAAGGCGUUAUCGGGGUCAUUGGUGAUAUUUCGAGUUCAUGGACAAGUCUAAGUGCUCUCAUGACAAGUACGCUUGAGAUCCCACAAUGCUCUUUUACUGCUACGGCUGCUUCGUUUUCCGACAAGACGCAAUACAAGUACUUUUUCAGGACGAUCUCCACCCAAACGAUAUUCGGUGAUGCCAUGAUGGGCUUUGCAACCACCCAAGGCUGGUCUAAAAUUGGCAUUGUAUAUACAGAUGAUCCCACCGGUCAACAAUUUUGUCAGCAUGCCAUUAUGCAUUCAUCCUCCAUGAACAUCCAAGUGACCCAUUAUCAAGCCAUCACGCAAGAUGCAUCGCCCAAUGACAUUGCCAACACACUUGCCAAGGUUUCUUCGGAUGGCGUACGCAUUAUCUUGGUGGCAGCUUCGGGUGAUAUCCAGAUUAAUAUCAUGGUCCAAGCCGCUGAAAUGGGAUACCUAUCAGACGACUAUGUAUGGAUGCUUAUUGGCGAUGUUACUCAGGAUCUAGCAACAGCCAUCGACACACGCAAUAGCAAAAUCACGAACCCUACCGCACCAUCAUUCAACAAUGCAACAUCACCCUACAAUGCAACCACACCCAUCGAUUUCAAUUCCACAUUUACAGGCGUCUUUAUGUUUGAUAAUUGGCUAUCAAUGACCGGGUAUCCACCGUUUGAAUCUUUUCUUGAUUCUUGGUCAUCUUUGGACCCUACCGCCUAUCCCUAUGCAGGACAAAGAAAAAUUAGCACCAAUGAAGGACUUGCCUAUUCAUGCAUGAUGGUCAUGGCGGAAGGAUUCAGCCACGCUAUUGCCAAUAUCACAAAUCAUACAUCAGGGCUCGAGCAAUUAAGGGAAGGCGAUCUUGGCCAGUACAUGUUACCACAGACGUUUAAUGUUGGCUAUGUUGGACCUGAAGGACCGAUGGUCUUUGAUUCCAACGGUGACGUGACAAAAGCGAAUUACCUGAUCUACAAUGUGCAAGGUGGACAUAGCGUCGUCGUCGGACAACUCAUGGAAGGACAUAUACAAUUCACCAACAAGCUCAUGUACCAUGAUGGCACAUCCAAUCCUCCACCCGACUCGCCUCCCAGUCUUUCACUUAACCCAGAUUUUUCCUCGGCAACGGGACUUGUUAUCACUACCAUUUCCUCAUUGGGCAUCUUUUCAGCAAUGAUGGUCUUCUUCUUGGUCGUUCUAUUUCGGAAAAAUGAGGUCUUUAAAGCAUCUAGCCCGCUUUUUUGCUGCUUGGAGCUUAUUGGAUUCAUGUUCACCUAUGCUUCGGUGAUUACCAUGGUUGGCAUCCCCUCUUAUCCCACUUGUUAUACCACGCCUCUCUUGUUCAAUCUCGGGUUUCUACUUAUUCUCGGAAACAUGAUUGCAAAGAACUAUCGCAUUUAUCGCAUCUUUAACAACAUCUUCAUCACUCGUACGGUGAUCACCGAUACCCAGCUCAUCAAGACAACGUCUAUUGUUGUGGCAGCAGACAUGAUCAUCAUGGGCGUUGGGUUAGCUGUCAGCCGCCCUUUUCCUACAAGGAUCGACACCUCCUUCUCACGCCACUAUUGGGAAUGCCACGCUUCGAACCAAAAGAUCGAGCUUGUGUUUCGGGUCCUUUCUACUGUCUACGCCGCUAUCAUGCUUUUAUUUGCUACUUUUUUGGCAUACAAAACCCGCGCUGCUGGCAGGCGGUAUAGCCAUUACAGUGAAACCAAGCAGAUGGGCUUAUCUGUAUACAAUAUUCUUUUCUCUGCUUUGGUUGGUUUUGCGGUGAUGAUCAACCCCAUGGCCGAUUUUUAUACCACGUAUUACAUUACCAUCAUCACGAUCCUUUGGGCCACGACGUUUUCUCUUUUGGCAUUGUUUCUCCCUAAGAUCCAUGCAUUUUUCAAGCAAAUGCGUAAAAAGCACCAAGACAGCAAGAACAAAAACUCAGGAAAUGAGAAUGGGAUGCUUUCGAUACUUCGCUAUGGACCAGGCCAAACAUCAGGACAUGAUCAUCAAGCAAGUAGCUUUGGCAGUGAAGGAGGUGAGCUGAUCAGCUUGUCACGUAUGGUCAACCUGCCAUCCUCCAAGCCCAACAAGGAUACUUUUAUCGAAGUACAUGAGGGGGACAUGCCUGUACGCCGCGUGUUUCGAUACUUUCCAUUCUUGUCUCAUUGGGAGAUGCAGCACAUGAUGGUGUUUCCCUGCCUGGGGUACUUUUCUUUCUUUUCUGAAAAAACCAAAGAAGGCGCUGUCAUGUCUUACCGUGAUGUGAGCGUGCACUCGGCUCAACUUGAUGAGUAUGUCCUCAAGAUCCAUGGCCAAGGAUUAUAUGAUUUGUAUAUCCAAUUACCCGACUUGAAUGCGCUCACGACGUGGGAAAGCGUGUUUAAUGGCGAAUUUCACAAGGGUCAACAACAAAAACAGCCAUCCUCCUCUUUUUUGAAUCUACCAAAAGAAGAUCAAGAUAACAAAGUAGGGUUAUUAGUCCCCACAGAAACAUCAUCGUCACCGCCACCACCGGAUGACAACAACAAACACCAGCAUCACCGAUCAUUAUUAGCUCAUGACGAAAGUGAAGGUAGCAGCAUCACUGUAGCCACUCAUUUGUAUUAG